Molecule: messenger RNA, 1983 nt
Organism: Myotis myotis
Lineage: Eukaryota; Metazoa; Chordata; Mammalia; Chiroptera; Vespertilionidae
Gene: NOBOX
Product: NOBOX oogenesis homeobox
Exons: 9
Biological process (GO): regulation of transcription by RNA polymerase II
Molecular function (GO): RNA polymerase II cis-regulatory region sequence-specific DNA binding; DNA-binding transcription factor activity, RNA polymerase II-specific
Source: RefSeq, a predicted model, not a curated record
AUGACGGACAGCUUCAAACUACAUGUGGCCAUGUAUGAGCCUGUAUUUGGGGCGGGAACCAGGAGUCAUUUAAAGACAGAGUUAGGUCAUCUUCAGUUUCAAAGACCUAGAAUUGUCACCCUGAUGUCUGAGGACCUCAAAGUUCGGAGCCUCAAAAGGACCAAGGAGCCUGCUGACCAUGACAUGACACCUCCUUCCACGCUGUUCACCAGACCUGGAGGGCACCUGGGCCAGGAAGGUGGAGGCAAGCCCCUGACUGCGGGGUCGGAGAAGGAAGGACCGCCACGGAGUCCAGCCCCCGCCACUCAGGAGGUCCCACGUGGGGAGCCGCCCCCCUCCUGCGCUGUCCUGGGAGAGAAGACGCCACCCAAGGCCCCCGACGCCAGGGGAGCAUGCCAGCCACCAGGCUCUGUCUGCAAAGACAGAACCCUGGUCCCGCCCCGCCCCCAGCCUCAGGGAGACGGGUGUUCCGUCCCCAGGAGAGAGGCUAAGGCAGGGAAGAGGUCCUUCGCUCCGGGCUCUGGGAAGCAGAAAAAGUUUGUCGCCACGGGUCCAGUCUCCAUGUCACCUCCCCACGUCACUAACUCAGCCCGUGACACCAACAACCCAGUGCCCUGUGGGUCAGGCCGGGGGCCCUGCCACCUGGCCAACCUCCUCAGCACAUUGGCCCAGAACAGCCAAAACACAGACCAAAAGAAGCCCCUAGAAGUGACCUGCCAAGUGCGGAAAAAGACUCGAACCCUGUACCGCUCAGACCAGCUGGAGGAGCUGGAGAGGAUAUUCCAAGCAGACCACUACCCUGACGGUGACAAGCGCCGGGAGAUUGCCCAGACAGUGGGGGUCACCCCCCAGCGCAUCAUGGUAAAGGGGGCUGGGCAGCUCCUCGCGGGAUAGUCAGGACGGCUGAGCUUCUGCCCCUUCCUCAAGCUCUCCUAGUGUCUCUCCCUGCAGGUGUGGUUCCAGAAUCGCCGGGCAAAGUGGCGAAAAGUGGAGAAACUGAAUGGGAAGAAGGACAAGGACAGUCCUGCAGGUCCAGCCCCUGCCAGCGGCCAGGACAGCUCUGCUGCUGAGCUGCCACCUGCUGUGCCCAUGGACCCGGAGCCUGGUGCCUUCCCUCAGGAGCCCCCUCUAGACACACUGCCAGAGCCCCCCAUGCUUCUGACAUCUGACCAGACUCUGGCCCCAACCCAACAGAGCGAGGGUGCUCAGAGGGUGGCAGUGACCCCACCACUCUUCAGCCCCCCGCCUGUCCAAAGGGCCAAUCUUCCCUUCCCUCUCGGCUCUGCCCACACCCCCCAACUGAUGCCUCUGCUGAUGGACACACUUGGCAGUGACAGCAGCCACAGAGAUGGCUCCUGUGGGUCCUGGGGGACAAGUGUCACCCCACCCCCUACCUGCUCAUACCUGGAAGAGCUGGAACCCCAGGAUUACCAGCUGAGCAACCAGCCGGGACUGUUCCAGGUCUCCCAGGCUCCGCAGACCCAGCUUUUCCAACAGCCUCAGCCCCAGUUUUCCUAUCUGCACCCCUUCCCCUUCUCCACGCCCAGCUCACUGAUGCCCCCACUGCCAGAAGACGCUUUCUUCCCACCGUCUUACGGCCCCAAUGGGGGGACCUCACAGGGCUACUUCCCAGCGCCCCCGGCAGGGCAGGGCCUACUGCAGCCGCCUGCUGGGAGCAUGGGCACAGUGCCCUGGAAUGACCCUUGCUGGCCAGAACUGCCCUUCCCUGGUCCCUUCUGUCCCCAAGCUCUGGGGCACCCCUCAGGAGGGGACGGCUACUUUUCUGAUCUGUUUCCGGCUCCCUAUGCUCACCCUGUGAGCAGACAGCCUUCUCCAGGGCCCAGCCGGCUGCCUGACGGGGCCAGGCCAGGAGCUGGACCCUUACCCAGCAAGGCCCCCAGUGAGCAGCCCACGGCCACUGUGGAGCAGCAUUUGGCACCCAAGGAGGCCCAAGAGGAGGACAGAAACAGCCACGGCCCCUAG